GACGGACCGACCCUGACUGACCGACGGCCCCUGACGGACCGCCCCAGCCAGAGCCCGCGCAGCAACUCCGGAUGGCUGGGUCAGGCAGAGGACGGGGCCGUGCUGCGUUUACCUUCAACAUCGAGGCUAUCGGCUUUGCGAAAGGUGCAUCUCUGCCUGACGUCGUCUGUAAGCCUCCGCCGCCGUUCCCUAGUACAGACAAUAAGCCAGUGCCUCUGAAAACAGGAGAAGAUGAAGAUUACAUGUUGGCCUUAAAACAAGAUCUUAGAGGAACUAUGAAAAAAAUGCCGUAUUUUUUGGCAGUAGAAGAAGAUCGUGAAGCAAUUGAGAGGUACAGUAAAAAGUACCAGGACAGUGAAAAGGAGCAUGCAAUGUGGACCCCAGAUUGGAGAAGACUCCCAAGAGAGAUGAAGCCAAAGAAGAAGACCAAAAAAGCAGGUGCAAAACCAAAGAAAGCAAAAAGCUCUGAGCCUAAAAGUAAUCUGGAUGUGUUGAAAAAAAUUGAGGAGUUGGAAAAGAAGGAUGAUGAAGAAGAAAAAUCUGAAGAUGAGAAAGACAAAACAAAAGACAAAGAAGGUGAAGAUGAUGAGGAAGCAGAAGAACCCGAGGAAUACGAUGAAGAGGAGCAUGAAGAGGAAAAUGACUACAUUUCUUCGUAUUUUGAAGAUGGAGAUGACUUUGGUGCUGGCAGUGAUGACAAUAUGGAUGAAGCAACGUAUUAGCUGUUGUUGCUAGGUGGCACAGUGCUCAAGCCUUACGCUACUUGAAUUCUGGAGGUAGGCUGAGUAUCAACAGAACUAAAGUUUUAGCUCUGCUGGUUUUAAGCAUGCUCUCCACAAUAAUGGUGGACAGUUCUGUUUAACUGUACUAUGCUGUAAAACAGGAUAUGGGAUCCCUUGUUUUGUUCUUUUGCCAAAAGUUUUGCAGACAUGCGCCUUUUUAAGGUUCUCUGGAAUGCCUACUGAUGGAGUAAGCUAUAUGCCAUUGUAUUGCCUCUGCACAGAAAAAGAAUGUAUGCAUUCUAAUCGACGUUGUGCCUAAGCAUUUGCACUAGUCAUUUCUAUGCUUUAGCAGUCAAAUCUUGAAAAUAAUAGUGAAAUUCUUGAUGACUGCAGCAAAAAAAAAAAAAAAAGAGAUAUAAGCUGCUCGUAUCUGGCAGCUGACUUCUCUGAAGGAAUUUAUGUAACUUCUGAAUUCAGGUGACUGAAAAAAAUUGACCACUAAGCACUUUAAUAUAAACUGACUUGAAAGGACCUUAGUAACAGGGACAAGCAACAUAAUGAGAGUAUUUUGAAGAGCCAUUAUUCUAGCUAAAAGAAAUUAUUUUUAGUAUUUUGGUAAAAAAGAACUGUAAUAUUUAAACAAUGUGUUACCUUUCUGAAUCAGCGUAAGUAAUAAUGGAGGCGAAUUUCAUUUAGGAAGAAUGUAUGGAAGAAUUUAAGAUGGAGAAAUUAUGGACUCCUGGUUUUCAGCAGUGUCGCACAGAUUAGUGACGAGAAUUUCAGUCCCUCACCUCAGUUUCUCCGCCUCUUACGGCGAUACGAACUUUCCUACCUCACAGGGCUGUUACUCGAGAUGGCAGAUGAUAGCUAUCCAAGCUAAUGCAUUUAUUUACUUGCCUACAGAACAAACAAGACAGAAAUUUAACACACAGCAAAUCAAUAGAAAAAAAACCAAACAAAAA
Egretta garzetta (little egret) is the source of this 1684-nucleotide messenger RNA. RefSeq names its product RNA polymerase III subunit G (gene POLR3G). The coding region runs from base 72 to 722 and encodes 216 amino acids. Lineage: Eukaryota; Metazoa; Chordata; Aves; Pelecaniformes; Ardeidae. Gene Ontology annotation, biological process: transcription by RNA polymerase III; cell population proliferation. Gene Ontology annotation, cellular component: RNA polymerase III complex. The record is from RefSeq and is a predicted model, not a curated record. The transcript is spliced from 8 exons.